Brassicogethes aeneus is the source of this 1388-nucleotide messenger RNA. The record is from the annotation of a GenBank genome assembly. Lineage: Eukaryota; Metazoa; Arthropoda; Insecta; Coleoptera; Nitidulidae.
UCUUCAACUAAACGUCAAAAAUUUGGAAAACUUCAAAAAUGAACAAAUUAAAUGUAUAAAAACGUUGUAAGGUAUUUACGUGGUUUAAUAGAAAGAAAAAUGCCAAACUUGCGAUACUUUAUCAACGCUUACCCCGAUUACAACGUGAAUAGCGAUGGGAUACCCGAUGUGCCUCGCGAAGAGCUGAAAUUAAAAGUUAACGAAAUUAUUAACAGAAUUGUGGACAAAGUGCAAGCAAUAGAAAAAAAUGCGGGCGACGGUUUGUAUCUGGGCACUGCAGGAAUAUCCUACAUGUACUACCACCUAAGCAAAAAUAUAAUAUUCCGGGAAGAACAAACCGAUCUACUGGGCGAGGCAGUCAAAUUUCUCAAGCCCGCGAUAAACGUGGCAACAUACAACACCCGGCAUCCCGCGGAUCUGCCUUCUUUCGUUUUGGGCAACUGCGGCAUUUACGCCGUGUCGGCGGCCAUUUACGAGGCUCUGGGCGACUCUAACACGAGCAAGUUGUUCGUGCAGCUGUAUCAGGAGACUGGAAGGGUUUGCAGGGAGCCCAAAUUCUUAAACUGCGGGUCCGAUGAACUCUUCGUCGGAAGAGCCGGUUACGUUUUGGGGGCGUUGUGGCUAUCGAAAGUGACGAAAACCGAGUUGAAGUUGGCGGACUUGAGCGAGAUUUGUUCCGCGAUGGUGACAUCUGGCAGGGCCUACGCGAAACAGAUGAAAAGCCCGUGUCCGCUUAUGUACUCGUACUAUCAGAUAGAGUAUUUAGGCGCCGCCCACGGCAUUUCCUCCAUCUUGCAAGCCUUGAUGUCCGUGCCGGGGUUUUUGGACGCUCAUCCCGACGUCAAGGAUGACGUCAGGAGCUGCGUGGAUUAUGUUUUGGGAUUGCAAACGUCGGAGGGUAAUUUUCCGGCAGCGACGGACGAAAUCGGUUUGGGGGCCGACUUGGUCCACUGGUGCCACGGCGCAGGCGGUAUAGUGUACAUGAUGGCCAAGGCCUACCUGACAUUCAACGACACAAAUUACCUGGACUCGUGCAAACUCAUAUCCGAAUUGAUUUGGAGUAAAGGCCUGCUGAAAAAAGGCCCUGGGAUUUGCCACGGCGUGGCCGGAAACGGAUACGUUUUCCUGCUGCUCUACAGACUCACCAUGAACGUGAAGUAUUUGCACAGAGCCAUUUGUUUUUAUCGCUUCAUGGAAACUGAGCAGUUUAAAAAAGAUUCCCGGGUCCCAGAUUAUCCCUACAGUUUGUACGAAGGUUUGGCCGGCGCAGCCUGUUAUUUGGCCGAUUUGGGAGACCCCAUGGGGGCGUUUUUCCCCUUUUCAGAUGUCUUCUUGUUAAACGCCUAAGUUUUUGACUAAACCGUGUAAAUAAAACUGUAACUGUCAGC